Caenorhabditis auriculariae is the source of this 3379-nucleotide messenger RNA. The record is from the annotation of a GenBank genome assembly. NCBI's taxonomy places the organism in Eukaryota, Metazoa, Nematoda, Chromadorea, Rhabditida, Rhabditidae.
AUGGCUCCUCACAGGUCUCAGCCGAUCCCCAUUCACAGGUAAUUCAAACUUUUUCUCAAUCAGUUUCCUGUUCUUUGAAACGUGAUAGCUUUGUCUUGCUUCUCUGGAAAGUCGUUCUGCUCGAAACUUUUGACUUUCUGGAAAUCUUGCUCACUCAAUGCUCAAAAAUAAGCUCAAUCGGAUCAGCCCCUUACUUUUUUAAGCUUCGAGGGCAAAGCCUUUGAGUACAGAUUAGGUAUCAGCGUAAAAAUACAGCUAGUGAGCCUAAACUCCUUCAGAAUUCCCUCUGAGAACUUCUCUAGUCAUUUUGAAGUUUCAGAAGAAAAUAUAGCGAGCUUCCCACUGAAUAAUCCUUUUUUUUUUGAGUCCGGGGGCUCCAAAAAUCUUGCCAAACAGUCUUAAAAAAGAAAAAACUCUGAAUUUCUCAAAAAAAAAAAAUAGUUUGAGCAUCCUGACAAGGCCCGACUUUCAUUAUUGAGAAAAAGCAUGAGUCUGCAGAUAACUUUUUGAAUUUCGAAUCUUUUUCAAGUUUUAGGUACGCUGUUAGUUUGGAUCUGUUAUAGUCGAAUGUUUUCAACUUUUUUUUCUCGUUUUGAAAGAAUCCGAACGCCGUUUUCCCUUAUCUGUGAAUUGAUUAAAUUUGGAUAAGAUUUAUUUCAUCAGAAUCCAAAUUCAGAGACUUUUUUUUUCAAAAUUUUUUUUUCGAUGAAAAAUUAGAAAAAUUUUCUUGAAUUUCAUUUUUCUGUGACUCCUGAUGUUUGUCCUUUCUACUUGCCAAAACCACAACCUUAAUAAUCUGGACAUUUUGAGUGAUUUAUUGAUUAGCUGAUUAAAAUAAUAUUUUUCUCACUUAAAUGGGGGGUCCAAUUCUGUACCGUAAUCACAUAAUUACAUCAGAAACUGUUUUUUUAAGAAAUUUUGAAUGACUUUUUUUCUAGAAGAAGCGAUUCUUUGAGCGAACUUCAAUGGAAAAAAAUUAGUAGGUAUCGAAUUUCAGCCUUGAAUCAUUUUUUUUUCGGGGAAAAAGAAAACACCAAAAUGUUUACACGAUGUACUCACAAAAAGACGUGGUUUUGAUCAAACAUCUUUCUCAAUUUUUUUUUUUUGAUCAAUUUAUUUUUAACUCAAUGUUUUUGUAACUGUUUAAAAGAUUCUUUUUCGACAUUUUCUUUGAAUUAUAUAUUUAUCGAUUAAACAACAAAAUUGACUUAAUUUAACUUCCCAAGAAACGGGAAACUUAAUUUAUUUUUUAUUGGCAAGAUUUGAGAUUCGUAAAGUUUUUUUUUUCAAGAGCUUCAAGACCAAUUUUCAAAAUAAGUCACAAAGACGAUGAAAAUAAUCAAUAAUUAGUAAAAUUUAUGAAAAUCUACAAUUCCUCAGUUUUUUCAAAAUUUGUGGUAUAUAUUCGGUCUUAUCUCAUGUUGAACUGCUUGAAAUUCAGUUUUCAAAAAAAAAUCACUAUUUCUUUUCUCAGAUCGGCGUCCCACACGCCAUCUAUGCUUGUGAAUGCCAAAAAGUACCUGUCCGACCGACCACAGCUUCUCGACUGCCCUCGAUGCAAGGUGAGGCGUUGAAAACUUUGAAAACUUGGAUUUUUCGGGAGCCACUGACAAAAAUCGAACUGGAAUAGUCACGGUGUUUCAAGUCGUGACGAAAAAAGUUUGAAACUUACAAACUUGUUAGCAAACAUUUGUAAAUUUUCCAGAGGAUCGACUAUACUUUACAACAGUUUUAUAUCUUUUUCUAGUCGAGUUUGUUAUUAUUUUCAUUAUAAAUUGGCUUGCCAUGAACUUUCCCUGUCCUAUUUGGAUAUUUCUGUUGUAAUUCUGAUCUGUUAUUUUUUCAGCAUAUUUUCAAUCGCAUUGAUUUGCAUAACUAUCCGCCACAAACCAAGACCUCCUGGUCGCAUUUCGACUCAAAGCGUUGCGGUUCAAAAAAAUGUUGCUUUAACCAAGUCAAAGUAUUUUUUUUUUGAGAAUAAUAUUGAAAAACGCGGAAAAAUAUUUUUUGCGGAGCAAGAAUUCCGCCCAUCUCUGGUACGCUUCGCAGCCGUUACGCGUUGAGUCAUUCACAUUGCGACCAUUUUUUGCCAAGUUGGGAAUAUAGAGACUUCUCAUCCUAUGAAAAUCUUUCAAGCACAAUAAGGGAAAAGCUAGAAACACGAAAAGAUGUUUUGAAAUCGAUUCAGAAUACUUCUGCAGUCUGAUGCGGAUUUCCCUAGCCAAUUCAUUUUGAAUAUAUUUUUCCAGCAACACGGAGAAACAGAGUUGCGAUUCGUCAACGGCUUCUUCACCUACGUCGCCUUCCUCGUCAUUCUCGUCUCGGGAAUCUUCGUCCUGCCGCUUUUCUUCCUUUGGGUGAGUGGCCAAAUAUCUGAGGAUCACCGAAUCUUUUUUUGCUUACCAUAGCUGGCUUUAUUCAACAUUAUUCAUAUUAUUCCGAGUGGUUUUUUGAGUAGCUAAACUGUAAGUAUUUUUCAAAGGUUAGUAAAAAAAUGUUCAAAAAAACAGAAUAAUUCGCUGAAUUUUUCCGACUCUCCUCGCUUUUUAUCAUUUUUUUGAAAGAGUUGUUGAUUUUUCCUUGAAAUUUGUUUCGAUCCGACCUUUUUAUUUUUUUAAAGCAGUCAGUUUUUUUAAAAAUAUAUCUGUAAUAUCUGAAAAAAAUUCCGAAUGCUUCUUUUUUUUGCAUAAUCUUUUUGUCUAGUUGCAAGCUACACUUUUGAACUUUCUCAAAUUUUAGUUUUUUUCUCUCCAUUUUUUUCGCUUCACUCCUAUUUUUUUAUAGUAGUUUUAUUAUCGGAUUUUUCUGCCAAUUAAAUUUUAUAAAAUUGAUGCGUGAGGUUUGAUUGAAAAAGAUGCGUUAAGCUCAUUUCUUCAAGUUUGUUAAUACAUUAUAUUUAUCAGAAAAAUGGACAUUUUAACUUUCAAAAAUGGUUAUCACUUAUCAAGUUUAUCUUUCAAAAAUUCUUGGAUACCUUAAACAUCAUAGAACUUUUUCAAAUCGGUCUAAGAUAUUUUUUUGCAACUCAUGAAAGCUUAUAAAUAUGGAAUCAUAAAACUCAAGAAUUUCCUUCCUUUCGUCCUUACUCAAGCUGCUUUUUUUCUCUGCGCCCUCCUUGUCUCUCGGCGACCUUCAAAUUUUGACGUGCUCUUUUAAUAUUUCUCUGACCUCGCAGGUGAGCGAACAGGGAGACGCAGACACCCGGAAACUUCCGGGGAACGGACUAUACCUUUUCCUUACUUUCAUUUCAAGUUAUUCACAUAAAAUUUCAAAUCUACAGGUUCCCUUCUGCGUGGACACCUUCAAAGACGUCGAACACCACUGCUCCGCGUGCAAAGCCUGGAUCGGCACCUACCGACGCCUUGGCAAAAGCACUUAA